Molecule: messenger RNA, 2354 nt
Organism: Doryrhamphus excisus (bluestripe pipefish)
Lineage: Eukaryota; Metazoa; Chordata; Actinopteri; Syngnathiformes; Syngnathidae
Gene: dus3l
Product: dihydrouridine synthase 3-like (S. cerevisiae)
Biological process (GO): tRNA processing
Molecular function (GO): metal ion binding; RNA binding; tRNA dihydrouridine synthase activity
Source: RefSeq, a predicted model, not a curated record
CCUAUCCGGAACCAAUAAUCUGUACUCUCCAAGGCUACUCCGGAUCCCUUUAAGGGAUGCACUAUCGCCGCAACACGCUGCGCACAGUCAAAUCACCUGUUAUGUGUUUAAUACUGUGUGACAGCUGAUAUAAGAAAACAAACUUUAUUUUCCUUUAUUUGUGUCACUCGUUGAAAGUAAUUGCUGCUUAUCAUCGGAGGUUUUGAUUGUCAUAUUAGCUUAGCGUCAGCAGCUAGCUUCACUUUAUAUUAGACUGUCAACACCGCCAACUACAGCAGAUACACAGUAAGUGGGGAGAAUGGAAAAGGCUGCAGAAGAACCAAAUGCAAAGGGGACAGACGGCGUUGUUAAGGGGGAGGCAGCCCUCAAGCCCCAGUUCAUCACCACCAAGGAGAAAUUCCACCAAUCUGUGGAUGCUGAGUGGCAAAGCUCCAAGGCGGCUAAAACCGUGGAGGCAGCCGAGGAGUCAAAGGAGACGCCCGUGGAGGAGCCGGAAACCAAAAAGCUCAAAUUAGACCCAGAGGAGAACAGUACAGGCCGUAAGCCGCAUGGUAAACGUCUCCGGGGUCAGAACAAGUCCAGGCCGCACAAGAAGCCAACCACCUACGAUGAGAAAAGGCUGUGUCUGUCAGUUAUCCAGGACAACAGGGACUGUCCCUUUGGAGACAAGUGCCACUUUUACCACGACGUCGCCGCCUAUCUGGCCACCAAGCCUGCUGACAUCGGGGAGAGCUGCCACGUCUACAACACGUUCGGGAAGUGCGCCUACGGUCUCACCUGCCGCUUCGCCAAGGCGCACACCACUGCCGACUUCCAAACCAUGGAGAACGGCCUCCUGGUCAAAGCCAACGAGGGCAGGACGGCGGUGAGGAACAGCCUGAGUAAGGAGCUCCAGAAUCGGCUGAGGAAACAUUCCGAGGUGUUCAGGAAGUCUGCAGAGUACCUGAAAACCAUUUCGAACAAAAAAGAAGAGCAAGGCCACGGUUCAGCGCCGCCUGGUUCAGACGCCGAGUCGCAGGCCAGCACGGCCAAAGCGGCCCCAGUGAAGACAGUCGGCGCGUUGACCGACGCGGACGUCAUCAAGCUGCGCCCGUGUGAAAAAAAACAGGUGGACUUCAGAGACAAACUCUACCUCGCCCCCCUAACAACAUGUGGGAACCUGCCCUUCCGCCGCGUGUGCAAGCGUUUCGGAGCAGACAUCACCUGCGGCGAGAUGGCCAUGUGCACCAACCUGCUGCAGGGCCAGCAGUCCGAGUGGGCCCUCCUCAAGAGGCACGAGAGCGAGGACCUGUUUGGAGUCCAGGUGGAGGGCUGCUUCCCCGACACCAUGACGAGGUGCGCCGAGCUCAUCAACAACAACACCGACGUGGACUUUGUGGACAUCAACUCGGGAUGCCCCAUCGACCUGGUGUACAAGAAGGGCGGAGGCUGCGGCUUGAUGACCCGCACUCGCAAGUUUGAGCAGAUAGUCAAGGGCAUGAAUCAUGUGCUGGACGUCCCUUUGACGGUCAAGAUCCGCACGGGCGUGCAGGAGAAAAGCAACGUGGCACAUAAGCUCAUCCCAGAGAUGAAGAGCUGGGGCGUCUCCAUGAUCACGCUGCAUGGCCGUUCCAGGGAGCAGCGCUACACCAAACUGGCGGACUGGGACUACAUCGCCGCCUGCUCCAAGCUGGCCAGCCCCGUCCCGCUCUUCGGGAAUGGAGACAUUCUGUCCUACGAGGACGCCGUGAGAGCCAAAGAGACGGGGGUUUCUGGAAUUAUGAUUGCAAGGGGUGCUCUGGUUAAGCCCUGGAUCUUCACCGAAAUCAAGGAGAGCCGCCACUGGGACAUCUCCUCCGGCGAGCGACUGGACAUCCUCAGGGAUUUCACCAACUUCGGCCUGGAGCACUGGGGCUCGGACACGCGGGGCGUGGAGAAGACCCGCACCUUCCUGCUGGAGUGGCUGUCCUUCAUGUGCAGGUAUAUUCCGGUGGGCCUGUUGGAGCGAGUGCCUCAGAAGCUCAACGAGAGACCUCCGUACUACCUGGGCAGGAACUACCUGGAGACGCUGAUGGCCAGCCAGAAUGUCGGGGACUGGAUCAGGAUGAGUGAAAUGCUCCUGGGACCCGUACCGCAACACUUCAACUUCCUGCCCAAACACAAAGCCAACUCAUACAAAUGAUGAUUAUUAUGAUUAUUAUUAUGAUUAUUAUGAUUAUUAUGAUUAUUAUGAUUAUUAUGAUUAUUAUUAUUAUUAUUAUUAUUAUUAUUAUUAUUAUUAUUAUUAUUAUUAUGUGCCGCCUGCAUUUUUUGGCAAGUUGUCUGAGAGACAACUUCCUGUUUGGGUACACAUGUAAUGUGUAAUAAAGUUUUUU